AUGUUUGGAUUUAAAACAACAAAAAAUAAAAAAAGAGUUAGAUUAUUAGUGGUAGCUAUUGGGGUAAUGAUAUUUUUUAUGUGCUUAUCAAAUUUUUCGUCUAUUCAAUCAAGACAAUCCUCAUCAACUGAUACACCACUUCAACAAAAUGGUAAACACCAAGUCAUAAGAGUUUUGGAAACUCAACCAAGUAUAAAUAUAAAUAAUAGUGAAAAUAAUAUAAAUAAUGAAAAUAUAAAUAAUAAUCAAAAUAAUAAUCCAAAUAAUAAUAUGGACAAUAAUAAUAAAAAUAAUAAUAAAAAUAAUAAUAUAGAUAAUAAUAACAAUAAAAAUAAUAAUAAUAAUGAUAAUAUUGAUAAUAAUAUAAAUAAUAAUAAUAAUAAUAAUAACAAUAAUAAUAAUAUAAAUAACAAUAAUAAUAUAAAUAAUAAUAAUAAUAUAGAUAAUACAGAUAAUAAUAUAAAUAAUAAUAUAAAUAAUAAUAAUAUAAAUAUUAAUAAUAAUAAUAAACCUAGUUAUAAAAAACCAGAAAAGAAACCACCAUUAUCAUCUAGUCAAAUUUUUUUUAAUUCUUUACCACCACAUAUUCAAAAACAAGUAGUUAUUAGAGAGAAAUCGAAUUAUGCACAAGCAUUACAAUACGAUUCAUAUGGUAUCGUACCAGCAAAGGAUUUUUUCGAUGGCUUAGAUGCUGUUUUCGAAACAAAACCUAAUUAUAAAAUUUCAACAGUUAGAAAAUUAUUUAAUAUCGAAAAUUUAAAUAGUAAUAAUAAUAAUAAUAAUAAUAAUAAUAAUAAUAAUAAUAAUAAUAAUAAUAAUAAUAAUAAUUAUGAUAUAAAUAAUUAUAAUAAUAUAAAUAUAAAAGAAGAUGAUAAAUUUGAAAAUAAAAAUUACCAAAAUGGUGACAAAAAUAUAAUGUACAGCGAUUAUAAAGGAAUAGAUUAUGGUAAUAAUAAUAAUAUAGAAGAAAUAGAAAGAAUUAAGGAAGAAUUAAAGAUUGAAUUAGAAAAAGAGAAUGUGAAUGAUAUAUUUAAAUAUAGAGUAACCAUUGUAACACAGACUACAGUUGAUAGAUUAUAUAAAGUGGCAGCAAUGGCAGAGAGAUGGAGAUCACCUAUUUCAGUUUCACUUUUUAUAAAAUCUCAAGGUGAUAUAGAUAAAUUGGAAAAAGCAAUCAGUGCCAAUAAGAUAUUGGCUACAUUUGCUGAUUUCCAUUUAUUCUACCAUAACAAUACUCGUUAUCCAGUUAAUAAUUUACGUAAUCUUGCAAUUAGAAAUGCAUUGACCGAACAUGUAUUACUCUUGGAUGUUGAUUUCAUUCCACCCUCUCAUUUACAUGACCACAUUGCUCACUAUAUCAAUUUAAAUUAUUUAAAUCAAGAUGACUCUUUAAAUGCUUUUGUCAUUCCAUCAUUCUCUUCAAAUUUACAACCAAAAGAUAUUCCAGAUUCAAAAUUUGAAUUUAUUGAAAUGUUAACAAAAAAUAAAAUUGAACCAUCAAAUUUAAAAGUAUGUCCAAAAUGUCAUUCUCCAACAGAUUAUACAAGAUGGAUGACAUCAACUGAACCAUAUGCAAUUGAAUAUCAUUGGAUUUAUGAACCAUUUUUAGUUUAUAAUAGAUCUCAAACAUUACCAUUUGAUGAGCGUUUCAAAGGUUAUGGUUUUGAUAAGAAUUCUCAAAUUUUUGGAAUGGCUGCCCAAGGUUUUACAUUUAGUGUAUUACCUGAAGCAUAUAUCGUUCAUAUUAAUCAUCCAACAUCUCGUUGGGACGGUCCAAGUUUAGAUGAUCAACAAUGGGAUUCACUUAGAGUUGUUUGUGAUUUACUUCCAGAAAUUCGUAAAAGAUAUGCAAAAGGUUACAAAGUUGAUAGAUUAUUUGACGAACCAACCACUGAAAAUUGUUAUUCAAAUGACCACUGGUAA
Molecule: messenger RNA, 1923 nt
Organism: Dictyostelium discoideum AX4
Lineage: Eukaryota; Evosea; Eumycetozoa; Dictyosteliales; Dictyosteliaceae
Gene: gnt14
Exons: 3
Coding region: 1-1923 (640 amino acids)
Cellular component (GO): membrane
Source: RefSeq, a predicted model, not a curated record